This is a messenger RNA of Onychostruthus taczanowskii (white-rumped snowfinch), 2693 nucleotides long. It is a transcript of the gene MLLT11, whose product is annotated as MLLT11 transcription factor 7 cofactor. NCBI's taxonomy places the organism in Eukaryota, Metazoa, Chordata, Aves, Passeriformes, Passeridae. Bases 548 to 1342 code for a protein of 264 amino acids. Gene Ontology annotation, biological process: positive regulation of release of cytochrome c from mitochondria; positive regulation of mitochondrial depolarization; apoptotic signaling pathway. Gene Ontology annotation, cellular component: nucleoplasm; cytosol. The transcript is spliced from 3 exons. The record is from RefSeq and is a predicted model, not a curated record.
AGGAGGGGGCUGCAGGGCAGAUGAGGAAGGGGAUGCGGGCUGGAUGAGGAGGGGGCUGCGGGGCGGAUGAGGAGGGGGCUGCGGGGCAGAUGAGGAGGGGGCAGCCUUUCCUUCCCAGCCCGAUUUGCUCAGCAAACACGGCCCGGACAGCGCUGGGAUCCGGCAGAGCAGCGGCCGGGCCUCGCUGGGGAGGAGCCCCCCGAACUCAGCACUGCAGCCGGGGCACCGGGGGAGCCUCCGUGGGGAGCUCGGCCAAGGACGAGCCGGCAGCGAACCCACCAGGGUUCUCACGGCCACGACCCCCGCCCGCGCCCCUCCAAGCCCCUCCGGCACCCGCCACGGCCUCACGUCCUCCAAAAGGCGACGGCGGGGCCGGCCCGGCUCCGGGCGUUUCUUGCCGGGCCAAACCCCCGCUUUGGGGGUCUCACGCCCCCCGCCCACCCCUCAGCCACCCCUGCGAUGAGCCGUGGCCGGGCUCAGCCCACCCGGCCAGCUCGGUAGCCCCGGGCAGGGCGGCUUUGGGCCCGGGCCUGCCGGCACAGGCAAAAUGACUUCCCGGUUGGGAAAGCACCGCUGGGCUCUGCGUCACCGGCGGGCUCCGGGCAGGGGGGUCCGCUCCGAGCCCCCCAGCGCCGCGCUCAGCCGCUCGCAGGGCGCCCGCUGGGGUCUCCCGAAGCUCGGAGGGAAGGACAGAGCGUGGGGACAGCGGUGGACGGGGGGACAGUGCCCGGGACCGCCGGGCUGGGCGGCGGAGUGCGAGCUGAAGGCUUCAGGAGUGAACCAGCUUCAAUACAUCCUCAGCUUGGGGGUCCAACGCGCAGGAUCCCCCCCCGCGCCUCCGCCCUUGCCGCCCUCCCCUCCCUCCCCGGCGCGGGUGGGAGCCGCUGACUCAUCUGCCAUCAUCACCAUCAUCACCAUCACCAUCCUCCCCGCAGGAGGAAGGGCAGUUGGAGGGGCUGCAUUGCAGAGCCGGCAGACAAAAGCGACGCUGCUCCGCCCGCGGCUCCCCGGCACAAAGAGCCCGGCCCGCUCCGAGCUCACCGCUCCCGGCACCGCCCGCAGCCUGAAAAUGCUGGACACCAUCAGCAGCCAGUACGACUCCUUCAUCUACUGGAGGAUGCCGAUCCCACGGCUGGACAUGGCCGAGCUGGAGGGGCUGGGGCUGGCAGACAUGGCCCUCUACAAGCCCAAAGGAGGGCUGGGCAAGCUCAGCGACCACCGAGGCAGCCAGGAGCUCUCCCAAGAAGAAGAAGAAGAAGUCAGUCUGCUGCAGUUCAACAGCUUUAAUUUCUGGCGAGCUCCCAUCGCCAGCAUCAGCUCCUUAGAUUUCGAUUUAAUUUGAAGCCCUCCCUGCUCCUCCUCAGCCCCCCCUGCUCUCUCUCUUCUCGCCAGGCAUGCCAGGAUUUGGUUUUGUUGUCGCUUUGGAGGUUGUUGGGUUGGGGUUUUUUUGGGUUUUUUUUUUGGUUUCUGGGCGGUUUUGCCGCUGUUCGUUCGCUCAGCAGCUCACCGCGGCUUUGAUGGUGAUGGGCUCCCCAAAAAUCUCCAAAUCCUCUCUCCCUUCUCCUCCUGGAAUCACGACGGUGCCGGUAACAACACGAGAGGAGGGGGCAGAAAAAGCCCCCCCAUUGCCCCCCUCCAUUCCCAGAGGGUUUGGGAGAAACUCGUUUGUGCAAACGAGGAGCAAUGGGAAUCGCCCUGGUUUUGCAGAAAGCGUCGACCCUCCGCGCUCCCCUGGCCCAAUUUCUCAAAAUUCUGCUUCGUCCCUCAACCUUCCCCUCGGGAAUGCAAGGUGGAAGAGGCAGGGAUGUGCCCAAGGUAGCAGCAGAAACCUUUUUCUUGAGAAAAAAAGAAUCAUUUUGAGCCUUGUGGUGUGAGCCCAAGCAGAAAAAAUUAUGUCCAGGAGGGUAAAUAGACACGGAGAUGUUCUGUCCUUGCUUAGUGGGGUCAAGGCUGGGUGUUUAGUGCCCCCAAAUUUGAUUUUUUUCAUCCUUUUUUUAUGCCCCACAUGGUUUAUUCCCAGUGCUGGGACAGAUGCUGGGUACAUUGUGGGGUCUGGAAGGGUGAUGGGGCAGAGCUGAAAGGUGGAUCUUACCCCCAGAUGAAAAUAUUUCAGGUUUUCCACCCACUUAACCCUUUAAAAAUAACAACAAAAAAAUGCUGCAUUCAUUCAAGUGGAAGCCUUGAGUUUUCUCUGGGGAGAUUCUCACCUGCUGAGGUUUAUUUCUGAGCAUCAUCUCAAAAUGAGGGGAAAAUCCCAACCUGGAAUAAUUUUUGGCUUUUAAACAGGUUGGGGUUUUUUUUUCCCCUUUCCAAUAUUGUUUUCUGGGAUUGAUUUGUCUUCUUGAAUGUGUUUUUUUUUGGGUUUGAUGGGGAUGAAGUGAUGUGGAGCAUCCCAAAACCAUCCUGAGAGUUGGGGGGCAUGAGGCUGGGGGCAGGCCGGGGCAGCACUUAAAAAGUGCCAGGAAUAGGCAAAAAAAAUUGCAAAAAUCUGCAUUCUACUAUGAAAAUUGGAUGCAGCUCUCCUGUAAUCUGCAGAAAUAAUCAAGUGUGCUUUUUUGAACCAUCUGUGUAAAACCAGAGAUGAAAAAUGUAAACUCUCCUCUGCAGAGCUGUUUUGACUUCUGUGUUCCCAGCUAGGAAAACCUGCAGAAGUAUUUAUUAUGAAACUUUAAAUAAAAUCAGUACAAAACAUA